CUUCUCACAUUUGCCUCCCCUUACUGGAAACCGCGCAGAAACAGUUUGAGAGAAAACGUUGUUUGCGACGAUGGCAUUUAAGCUGUUCCUGUUCUUUGCUCUUCUUAUGGACAUCACAGGGUGCAGUGCUGAGAUCUGUGUGUUUGUGCAGACAGGAGCUUCAGUUCAACUUGAUAUACAGACACAAGAACUACCAGAGUUUUAUGUUUUAUUCUGGAGCAAUUAUAAAUUAGAGAAUAUAGUUACAUAUAUGAAUAAAGAAGUAAUACCUCACCUUCUCUACAAGGACAGAGUGGAUUUCAAUACAACAACCUUUUCUCUGACACUGAAGAACAUGCAGAAGACAGACAGUGGACUCUACAGAGCAAAAACUAAUGGACAAUCAGAAAAAAAUAUUGUUACAUACAGAGUAUCUGUUUUAGAUGAAGUGGAAGAUCCAGUCCUGGCUGUAAACUCAAGCUGGUCCAGUCCUGAUCCCUGUUGCUUUACAUGUAAAGGAAGUAACAUGUUCAUCAGCUCUAUCUCUAAUGGUAGCAGCUGUUCAAAAGAGGAAGUGGCAUCAGCUGAUAAUCACACUCUCAGACUGAGCUGCAGUGGUGAAUCCAUCAUGUGUCACUACAGCAACCCAGUGAGCUUGAAGUCUCAAGUAAAGAAGGUUAAUGAACUCUGCACAUUUGAGAAAGAAGUGUCAGGGUUUCCAGCUUGGAUCAUUGUUUCUAUUUGUCUGUUCACAUUGACAUUGGCGGCAGGAUCCAGCUUUUGGAUUUACAAAGAAAAAAAAGGCACCCGGAAGAAUGAACAAACAGUCUAUGCAAAAGUUAACUCAAACCAGCAGUUUGACAUUAAGAUAGGAUCGUGUCCACAGGAGAACAUCAAGCCACAAAAGUCACUGGAGAUGUUGGAGAAAUCAGAGAUUCCUCAUACAGAGUUUGAUACUGCAAGAGAUUUAGGACAAAGUGAAGAUACCAAUCACACCACACCCAACGACCACCCUAUGAAUCAGAGUGCAUCAUUCACAGAGAAGAGCAAGCUAAAUACACCUGGCACCAUCUACUGUCUCAUUCAGCAGCAACCAAAAUCCACCAAGACUGAAAAUGAUCACACCAUUUAUGCUUCAGUCAAUAAAGUGUCAGCCGGAUAUGAAUCUGCACAUCCACAAUCAUAACAAAGAUCACACAGAAUCCUGCAAGAAAAUGACUCCUCACGAGUGUAAUGUUUUACUAAAUAACAAUAUUUCCACUAGUUUUUGUCUAACAUAUCAUACAUUUUACCAGGAGUGGGACAAAAAAGUGUCAUGUUAGAAAAAGUUAUCGGUUGAUUGUAAUGAGGAAUCAACAAUGUCGAAAUAAGUAAAGGAAAAAAAUAUAUUUUAAAACAGGCCAAACAAUAAGGGCUGUCGACAUGUCAUUGUCAUGUUUUAUGAAGGCUUUGCAUAAACAAUCAUAAUUCCAUUCAA
Molecule: messenger RNA, 1456 nt
Organism: Carassius gibelio (silver crucian carp)
Lineage: Eukaryota; Metazoa; Chordata; Actinopteri; Cypriniformes; Cyprinidae
Exons: 7
Coding region: 71-1165 (364 amino acids)
Source: RefSeq, a predicted model, not a curated record